AUGGCUACCCCCAUGCACCGGCUGAUCGCUCGCAGGCAGGCAGAAGCAAAUAAGCAGAAUGUACGUUGUCAGAAGUGCCUAGAGCUUGGCCAUUGGAGCUAUGAAUGUACUGGGAAAAGAAAAUAUCUGUACAGGCCCUCCAGAACAGCUGAUCUAAAGAGAACCUUGAAGGAAAAAGAAGCCAGGAUGCUUUUAGGUCAAAGUAGCAGCAACAAUAUAUCAGAAGCAAAGCUAAAGAAGAAAAGGCCUAAAAGUGUAACAAGCUCCAGUAGUGAAAGCUCAAGCAGCAACAGCUCAGACAGUGACCCCUCCUCAGACAGUGAGGAUACCUCCAGCUCUUCUUCAUCCUCCGAGGACAGCUCUUCCAGUUCCUCCUCUUCAUCAGAGGACAGCUUCUCCGAGUCUGAGUCAGAGUCUGAAUCAGAGUCAGAAACUAGCAGUAGCAGUGAUACAAGCUCCAGUAGCAGCAGUGAAGAAGACAGUAGCUCAGAUGAGGAGCCACUUAGGAAGAAAAGAAAGCGUUAG
This is a messenger RNA of Staurois parvus, 525 nucleotides long. The record is from the annotation of a GenBank genome assembly. NCBI's taxonomy places the organism in Eukaryota, Metazoa, Chordata, Amphibia, Anura, Ranidae.